Molecule: messenger RNA, 1647 nt
Organism: Thlaspi arvense
Lineage: Eukaryota; Viridiplantae; Streptophyta; Magnoliopsida; Brassicales; Brassicaceae
Source: the annotation of a GenBank genome assembly
AUGGCUUCUCUUCCUUUCAACACCAUCCCGAUCAAACUUCCAUAUUCAGUAUCAACAAACCUAUCUAAUCAUCACGAUGAUCAAGCUCGUAAUCGUUCCUCCACAUCUUACUUUCAUCGCGUUUCGUCUCUAUGUAAGAGCGGUGAGAUCAGAGAAGCUCUGAGCUUGGUCACGGAGAUGGAUUUCAGAAAGAUACGGAUUGGUCCCGAGAUAUACGGUGAAAUCCUCCAAGGGUGCGUUUACGAGAGAAAUUUGUGCACGGGGAAGCAAAUUCACGCUCGGAUUCUGAAGAAGGGUGAUUUCUACGCCAGGAACGAGUACAUCGAGACCAAAUUGGUGAUAUUCUACGCGAAAUGCGAUGCUCUAGAGAUCGCUGAACUUCUUUUCUCGAAAUUGAGGGUACGGAAUGUUUUCUCUUGGGCAGCGAUUAUCGGGUAUGUUCAACAGGGGCUAGUUGAAGAUGCUAUCCGCAUGUGCCAAUCGAUGAGAUUAGAGAAUCUGAAAUUUGAUUGUGUCACUCUAUCGACAUUGAUGUCGGCAGCUGCACGUACUCAGGACUCAAAGCUAGGGAAAGAGGUGCAGAGUUAUUGCAUCAGACACAGUCUUGAGUCUGAUAUCGUUUUAGCAAGUACAGCGGUGGAUAUGUAUGCCAAGUGUGGCAGCAUUGUUGAUGCUAAGAAAGUGUUUGACUCCACAGUACAAAAAGACUUGAUACUGUGGAAUACGUUACUUGGAGCCUAUGCAGAGUCUGGUCUUAGCGGGGAGGCUUUGAGAUUGUUUUACGAGAUGCAGCUAGAAAGUGUACCACCAAAUGUGAUUACAUGGAACUUGAUCAUUCUAAGUCUUCUCAGGAAUGGUCAGGUAAAUGAAGCCAAGGAGAUGUUCCUGCAGAUGCAGUCUUCAGGCAUAAUUCCAAAUCUAGUCUCGUGGACUACUAUGAUGAAUGGUUUGGUACAAAAUGGGUGCAGUGAAGAGGCCAUUCUUUUUCUAAGAAAGAUGCAAGAAUCUGGUUUGAGACCAAACGUGUUUAGCAUCACCGUCGCACUCUCUGCUUGCGCAAAUCUAGCAUCAUUGCAUUACGGAAGAUCAAUACACGGAUACAUCAUAAGAAAUCAGCGACAUUGCUCCUCAGUUUCGAUUGAAACUUCUUUGGUUGACAUGUAUGCUAAAUGUGGAGAUAUAAACAAAGCAGAGAGGGUGUUCAGAAGUAAGUUAUACAGCGAGUUGCCUCUCUACAAUGCCAUGAUCUCGGGGUUUGCAGUAUAUGGUAACGUGAAAGAAGCAAUCGGUUUAUACAGAAGCUUGGAAGAUAUGGGCAUUAAACCAGACAGCAUAACAUUCACAAGCCUCUUAUCUGCUUGUAACCACGCCGGGGAUAUUAAUCAAGCUUUCGAGAUUUUCACUGAUAUGGUUUCAAAACAUGGCUUGAAACCAUGCUUGGAACAUUAUGGACUAAUGGUUGAUCUUCUUGCAUCAGCCGGAGAAACAGACAAGGCCUUGAGGUUAAUGGAGGAAAUGCCAUACAAGCCAGAUGCUCGAAUGGUCCAAUCUUUGUUCGCGACUUGCAAGAAGCAGCAUAAAGAUGAGCUUGUGGAGUACUUAUCAAGGCAGUUGUUAGAAUCAGAACCUGAUAACUCCGGGAACUAA